GGUCGAACCUUCAUAUUCUUCUGUCGAUCCAGUCCCUACCACAAGUCGGAUAGGGUGCUCGUGAACAGGUCGCCUUCAACUGCACAUAUUCUUGCGACGACCUCGACAGCCCCGGCUGCCGCAUCUUACCACUCACAAUAUUGUCCCCAAAGCCCUGGCCUCUUGUCUACAGGCUCUGUACAGUCGCACAGUUGCAGAUUCAUCUCCUGAAUUUGGCAGAAAAGUUACAAGUACGCCAACAAGGCCAAUGGCCCUGAAACCACAGUAAAUAUUUCAAGCUGGCGCAUCAUUAUUCCUCAGCAUACUUGCCCACGGCGGCCUUCCCUCUCUCCGGCACCUAUCCAGCCUCGAUCGCUCCUAUCGCCUACCACAACGAUCCCUACUACUCGCGGCAGUUGCAGCUACCACAAGAGCAGGAAGGUGACAGGCGCUACAGACCCUCAAGGCCUACACUCUUGACACCACCCUACGCUGGCGCAGAUGCAACGGGCCAUGACCAGAUUUCUAUGACAAGGGCUUCGUCGACCAAAUCGACACCCACUUCUCAGACCUUGCAACAUAGUCCUAUUUCGAUGACUGAGCCUGAGGCUCCUCUCCAGGCAAAACCUGAGACUCCACCCACCACCAAACCCAAACGUGUCAGAACCGGUUGUCUUACAUGCCGUGAGCGUCACCUCAAGUGUGACGAAGGACUACCCAAUUGCCAAAACUGUAAAAAGUCCAACCGAAAGUGCAAACGAGGUGUCAGGCUCAACUUCAUUGACACUCAGUGUGAGCGGCCACCACAUCUACUCCCACCGACUCAUGACUGGGAGGUGACCUUCCAGGAUGACUCGCGCGAUAUUGCUUCAGAAUAUCAAGGCGGGAUCGAGAAGUACCAUCCUCUCGAGCCCGAACCGAAGCGACAGAAACUGAGUGUUGCGCCAAAUAUCAACUACGAUUAUGGUCAGAUCACCGCCCCGAUCAUUCCUCAUCAACAGCUCCCUACCUCACAGUCUUACUCGCAUCCAUACGUUGAGCAACCUCAGCCAACCUUUGCUGCUGCUUCAGGCCCAUCAUACGAGAGUGCAGCAAAUCAUAUGGGUUCAUAUUCCGAACCGCCGCAUCCUGUACAACAGUCAUAUGAGACGCCAAUUAUGCUGCCCCCGGAGACGCCACCUGCACCUCCGCUAAACAGCCGUGAUGAAGUCUUGUACAUGCAAGUCUUCGUCGAAGAGGUCGGCUUAUGGAUGGAUUCGAUGGAUGCCGAAAAGCAUUUCUCCCGCCUUAUUCCGUUUCAGGCCUUGGGAGAACCCAUGCUCAAGUAUGCCCUCCUGGCAUGCGGAGUGCGACACCUGACCCUGGUAAACACUGCCUAUCCUGAAGAACACGCCUUGAAUUACUACAACAAUGCAACGCAACUCCUUUUGAAAUCGCUCCAGAACCCUGAUCGUAAUAGCGCUCUUUGUGCCACCACAGCCACCAUUCUCAAUGUCUACGAGGUCAUGUCCGAAAAGGCUUUGCAGCGUAUGAACCACAUUGCCGGUUCCCGAGCGCUCAUUAAGGAAUGCCGCUGGGACGCUCAAGCUACUGGGAUAGGAUCCGCCUGCUUCUGGCUCAAUGUCGGACUCGAGUUGUUCAGUUGCCUCCAUUUCAAUUGGGGCACUGCUUGGGAUCCCGACACGUGGGGCAUCGACAUGAACAUGUCGCCUCAACACGUAGGUGGAAAUGAGGACGAUUGGACUCACAAAAUGUUAUGGAUAUUAUCCAAGAUCGCCAAUUUCCGAUCUACAGCACAGCAAAGAUAUCAGGACGCCUCAGUUCACGCGGAGCAGGCACGUUUGCAUCAGCGACAUCAACAGUGGCUAGGCCUGAAACAGUUCUGUGACCGUUGGAACGAUUGUGUCCCACCAACAAUGCACGCCAUGGCAUACAUCUCACCAUUCAUGACGAAUUCGAAGAGCGCCUUUCCCGAAGUGUGGUUCAUCAAGAGAACGACAAUCGUAGCGAGACUGUUCUAUCAUACUGCCAUGGCACUUCUCGGAUCUCUUCACCCUUACGCCCACAUGCAGCCCCAGACAGCUGAGGAGAUGCAAGGUAUGAGUCUCUACCACUCGAGGCAAAUCUGUGGCAUUGUGGCUCAUGUCAAGGAUCGAGGAGUUGCUUCUGCCUCGAUUCGCUGUCUCGCCGUGGCUGGUGAGCAACUUACUGUUCAACGAGAACAAGAAGAAGUCUUGCAGAUUUUUGACAGAAUCAAAAAGGAAACGGGCUGGCGAGUGACAUUCAUUCACGACGAUCUCAAGGAGAAAUGGGGGUGGAACAACAACCCUCCAGACUAUGGCAGCAUGGGUUCUGCAGCUUCGUACUAUUCUGGACCGAGCACAAAUCCUUCCACCACACCAACAGCGACGCCACCCCGACCAAAGUAUCCGAGCGGCAUUAUCAAUCCUCUUUACAAGAAUGCCGACUUCUCUGCCCAAAACCCACCCUACCAGGGUAGCUACGUCCCGCCAACUCCCGGACACAUCAUGCACAAUGCACAAAUGUAUGGCUACUCUAGCAUACCUACAAUGAUGCAGUCUUAACGAUGAUAUGGUCACCCCUCGAUCUUGACUGCGGCGCUAAAGCAAACAUCGAUCGGUGGUUUCUUUAUUUUUCUGAGUACGACUUCCGGAGCGCGGCGCGUAAAAGUACGCUUCUCAAUUUAGCGUUCAACGUUCAACAUGGACUUGCAUUGAUUUGAGUCAUUGGCAAAAACAGCCAUUAUGGUAAGACAACAGACUUGGGAGUUGGAUUCUUCGUUUUUGUAAGCGAAUACGAGAUACCUUGUCGAGCGUGUUACGUGUUUAUAUACAGGAUUAGCGAACGCAAUUGUUGCAUCAUCAUCAUGUGUGAGAGAUGGAUCUCCUCUUUGAAGUGCUUAUGCGCAUUUCUUCUAAUACUAACGAUGUCAAUAUGAAACGAACACAUGUACAUGUCUAUCAUUUUGUGGGUUACACCACUGUACACAGACAGUUAUAUAUCUACCUGUACCACACUGCAAUUGCAUUGGUCAAUUUUGAAGGCUACUGAAUGUAGU
Exophiala oligosperma is the source of this 3058-nucleotide messenger RNA. RefSeq lists its product as uncharacterized. Gene Ontology annotation, biological process: positive regulation of transcription by RNA polymerase II. Gene Ontology annotation, cellular component: nucleus. The transcript has 2 exons. Gene Ontology annotation, molecular function: transcription cis-regulatory region binding; zinc ion binding; DNA-binding transcription factor activity, RNA polymerase II-specific. The record is from RefSeq and is a predicted model, not a curated record. NCBI's taxonomy places the organism in Eukaryota, Fungi, Ascomycota, Eurotiomycetes, Chaetothyriales, Herpotrichiellaceae. Bases 507 to 2564 code for a protein of 685 amino acids.